Molecule: messenger RNA, 543 nt
Organism: Cotesia congregata
Lineage: Eukaryota; Metazoa; Arthropoda; Insecta; Hymenoptera; Braconidae
Source: the annotation of a GenBank genome assembly
AUGUUUCCAGGCCUACCGCAGUUAGGCUACCCAGAAGUCGAGCCUAUUGUGUUAGAUGAAGUUCACAUAUCCUUAGGUGGAGGACCGGACGGAUACAAAGCGCAAUUUCGCGAUGUUGCUGCAAAAGGUGUUUCGGCGCUGAGAAUAACUGGGUUAAGAACGCGAAUAACUGAUGAUGAAGUUCAAUUACAAUUGGCUUUGCAUAUACCGAAAAUUAGAGCCGCUGCCAAGUACCGGUCAAAUGGAGUUAAAGCCAAAGUAUUUAUAAGAGCAAAACCAUUUUUAGUAGAAGGACAUAAAUAUUUGAGAUUGCAACAAUUAAAAAUGGAUUUUAGUGUUGAAAACAUAAAAAUGGGAGUUGAAAAUGUUCAUGAUGGCAACACAAUAUUACAAGCUGCAUUAAAUCUAUUUAUAAAUAGCAACAGCCAAGAAUUGCUAAAAGAGAUGAAACCUGAUCUAAGACGGAAAUUAGUUCAAGUAAUGACAUCUUUUGUAGAAAAAUUAUUUGCUCAAGUACCUUACGAUGCUUGGAUUAUUGAUUAA